This is a messenger RNA of Clonostachys solani, 540 nucleotides long. The record is from the annotation of a GenBank genome assembly. NCBI's taxonomy places the organism in Eukaryota, Fungi, Ascomycota, Sordariomycetes, Hypocreales, Bionectriaceae.
AUGGCUGCCGCUACAAUUCAACCAUACGAGCUGUACAGCGAUGCUCCUGGUUUCUUAUUGAACAAACCAGAGUGGGAAGAAGCAGACGCCGCACAUCCCGAGACAUUUGAUUUUGGAAAACAGCCUCAAGGCUGGCCAGUCAAGUUUACUGGUCCAGAUGUUUGGACUGGCGAUCAUCUCGAAAAGCACCCGGACUUGUACAUCAAGACUCUAACUCAGGGUGAAAUCGGAGAGAUUGACAGCGCAAUCAAGGCUUGGAGACAGCUCAAAAUUCCAGUCUCUUCUAUCGAUAGAUCCAACUUCAGACUUCCCACGGUUGGGCCCAUUUUGCGCCAACUUUCAGACAACAUCUAUAAUGGUGUAGGCGUUCAAAUCCUAAGGGGGUUUCCCAUCCAGAGAUACGACAAGGAGGAGCAAGUUAUCGCAUUUUUAGGCAUCAACUCCUGGAUCGGAGACCGUCGGCUCAAUCAAGGGGCCGGGCGAGGAGUCUGCCAUAUCAAAGGUGAAAUCGGAGAGAUUGACAGCGCAAUCAAGGAUUAA